AUCAGUCAAUGUCCAUGGCUCCAACACAUCAACAUUCGGACCCUAAUCAUUACUAACAUCACUCUGCCACCUGACCCCUCUGCCCCUCCCACCCCCCUCACUCGAAUCACUCUCCAGCACAUUCGCCCCCGACCGACGCACGCCAACCGAGGAGGCACACACAAAGAUGCCGUCGAUGGCACUCAGCGACCUUGGCGGGAUCGUCUCCUCCCUCAUCCCUCGGCCCUCGACCGACGUGCAGGGAGGUGGUGGGCCACUAGGAGAGUGAGGGAGGGUGGUCGUGGUGCGGCUUCUCGAGUGCUUCCUGUUGAUGCACGGCCGCAGCUGCUUCGGUGACCCGUCAAUGAGCGAUGCACCCGACUCAGCAUUGGGCGCGCUGCCGGCCGCCGCGUCCCCAGCUUGCGUAGCCGACUGUGGGGAUGACGAUCCCGGGCCGAGUGAUGGGGUUGGUGUGUGGGUGGUGGCGGAGGCUGGCCCGUCGACGAGGAAGGCCUUGAGCGACUCGAUCCAGUGGUCCCGCUGGACGUCGUCACGGAGGACCAUGGGGUACGGGAAGGCCGACAUCUUGACGAUCACUGACUCCCCCUUCUGAAUCUCCAUGCGGGAACGGCCGUCGAUUGCCACCUACACACACGAGAGACCAACAGACAUGCAUUGUGUGCUGUGCGUCGUCUUGUCAGGUUGCUUGGCCUACCCAUGCGGUUGCACGGCUGUCGUCCGGGACCUUGAUGCGGAGUACGCCCGAGUCGUGCAGCACGAGGGGGCGGAAGGAGGGGAAGUGGGGACAGAUUGGGGUGAAGAGCAUGCACGGCACCUGGGGAUGCACCAUGGACCCGCCAGCUGACAUGCUGUAGGCCGUCGAGCCAGUGGGAGUUGCGAUGAUCAAACUGAUCAACCAAUACCACACAAUGCAUCCACUCGUCUGCCUGUCUGACGUUUGGCCCGCACCCGUCAGCUGCAACGGUUGCAAAGAACUCUUCGUUGUAGAACGCAUCAAGGUUAGUCAAGAAAGAACCAGGACCUGCAUGACACACACACGAUCAGACAAGGAAAACCGUGCAGGCUUUUUCCUCACUCUCCUCCUUGUGGCUGCCUGAUCUGACGCACCUCUGUCGACAACGCAGUCAUUGAUGGCGCUCAACUCGUGCUUAAUCACGUCACGUGAGUCAACCAGCAUCACCUCUGCACACACAGACACGUAGCGGUGCAUCACAUCCCUCCCGGCUUGCUCACUGAGUCUGCAUCUGAGGCAUAUGGAGAAGCCAGAGUGGACCAUCCGCCGCAGCACCGCCUUCAUCUCAGACACUUCAAAAUGAGUCAAGUAACCCAACGAACCCUGCAGCAAGCCAAACACACACACAACGCACAACGUCCGUCAUGCGGGGCCUGUCGGUACCAUGGAGAAUCCGACGACGGGCGGUACGACAUUGGUCAUGAGGUGUGAUGCCCAGAGCAUGGUGCCGUCGCCCCCCAGUGCGACCACAAAGUCGAUGUGGUUCCCCAGCUCCUCGGGAGGACCCUCCUCCUCGUGCCACGUCUUGACCAUCAUCGCACCCUGACACACGCACAGUGCGGAUGCGGGUCGUGCUGUGUCUGGGUGUAGUGGUAUACCGCUGAGACGAAUUUGUCUGAGGCGGUGGGCUCGACGAUCACCUGCAGGCCAAGCUCCUCCGACAAAAACCUGACGAGCAAAGGCCGCAUAUGACAUGCACGUACGUACCAUCGUAUCAACGGCUGAUCUCUCUCCCCACUGGUGCUUCUCUCACACUGCAAGUUCGACUGCCACUUUGGUCAUGCUUGGUGAGUUGAUGCGCUUAAUCAUGAGCACCCGCUGGGGCUUCUCCUUGAAGGUGCGGUAAAUGUUGCCCGUCUGCGCACGCGGCAAGUGGUCCAUCCUGCAGCCAACAAAGCGGCAAACGUAGUGUCUGUCCGCGCCCGGGUCGGUGUGUAGGUCAGCUCACUCGAGGUUGUGUCCAUCGGCGGCAUCAUCGGUCUGCCUGUAGAUGCGGAUGACGCUCUUGGCAGGCGACUCGGGCACAUGGUCAGAGUCCGCUGGCGACGGCUCCUGCCGCUCAGUCCACACGGCGGGAGUGAUCCCAGCUCCCGAAUUGAGCCCAGUGCCCGUCGUGCCACCAAUGGAGGCGUUGCCACCAGGUGUCUGGCUAUCCUUCGGCUUCCCGCUCGCAAAGAUGCUGGGAUUCGUGGACAUGCUGACAGGAGAGGAAACCACCGUAGUAAAAAACGGAAUGAAUGUGACGACUUGUCUGC
Messenger RNA from Vitrella brassicaformis, 2268 nucleotides. The record is from the annotation of a GenBank genome assembly. NCBI's taxonomy places the organism in Eukaryota, Vitrellaceae.